This is a messenger RNA of Hyla sarda, 804 nucleotides long. RefSeq lists its product as uncharacterized. The record is from RefSeq and is a predicted model, not a curated record. Lineage: Eukaryota; Metazoa; Chordata; Amphibia; Anura; Hylidae. The transcript has 3 exons. The coding region runs from base 1 to 654 and encodes 217 amino acids.
AUGUCAAAGGAUGCCAAUAUAGUGCCUUCAGGAAUGAUAAGUGUGUCUAUUUUUGUCAAUAAAUCCCCAGUGUCUCGAAUGCACCAGAGACUCAUUCGCCACAAACGUACCAGAAGAGGAGGGCGGAGACACAAACGGAUUUGUCCGUACCAGGGGACAGCGAACUGCAACCAACAACAAAACUGUGCCGUCCAAACAGAAUCCAUCAAGGAAAAUAACAAAAAAUUAGUGAUCACUGGACACUGGAGAUGGGAUACACUCACAAAUAUCUAUACACUUUAUUUAACAACAGCACACGCCUCUACAGCAAGAACCGCAUUUACAUCUCAUCACCCAACCAUCAACGCAUAUGAAAGCCACCCGAAGAACACAGAAGAAAAAAGGCUGCACUUCUUCAUAUGGUGCCAAAUAGCGCCCCCGAAACCCAGCUCAUCAGGGAUACUGAUGCUUUGGAGAAUAGGAGGUACAGGUUCGCUAGAUGGGGACGGGGCUCCGCCCUCCACCUGGCCACACCUUGCGCUGGAUCGCGCACCGAAGAUUGCUGUGCUCCCUACGAGUAUGUGUGUGGGUGUGCCCAUAACCAAGAUGGUUGACGGUGUCUAUGUUCUUGGCCCUGCGCAUGCGCCACCGCGCGUGACACGCAGGAUCACAUGAUACUCCAUUGGAGUCGUUGUUUCCGGUUCCUCCUUGCUGGCGUGUGCUGUCUCCCUUGGCAAUGGCGUCCUCGUGGCCACUGUUGUACACUUCUUGGUGAGUGGACUCAUCUCCCCGCCCAGUUGAUGAUGAUUUUAAUAUUCACCUGUG